Messenger RNA from Puccinia graminis f. sp. tritici CRL 75-36-700-3, 1353 nucleotides. RefSeq lists its product as uncharacterized. The record is from RefSeq and is a predicted model, not a curated record. The coding region runs from base 1 to 1353 and encodes 450 amino acids. The transcript is spliced from 8 exons. Lineage: Eukaryota; Fungi; Basidiomycota; Pucciniomycetes; Pucciniales; Pucciniaceae.
AUGACUUCUCCUCAUCCCCCUCGCAGCUACUACUCCAUCUCAUCGGACUAUUCGCCUACCCCAUCUUUUGACGAGGACGGUGAUUCCUUCACCUCUUUUGGCUCUAUUCAAACCCCUCCCCGUUUGAGAGCUAUGAUCCGUUCGAUCUUUGAUGGUACCCUCAACUCUCCUAUCCGUUCCUUCCCAGAUUCUGAUUCCUACUAUGCUGCCUCCCCGCGUGAAGGAGUGUCCGACUACGUACCUUCACCCAUUGUCACCGAGGGCCUUCAUCACGGUUUAUUUUUAGGUGAAACUUUUGGAGACCACCGAGAUCGGCUAUUGGCCGCCCUUGCCCCAUCCACUCCUGACAGGGCCCCUGCCAUAGACUCUUCCGCUUCCGACGAGGAGUAUGAGCUGGAUGAUUGUGCGCUUUCCUACUUCAAUCCUUCCUUGCCGUGCACUAAUCCGAAUGCUAACCUCGAUCUUCUAGCCAUCCUUGUCCCUACCCCCCGCACUGAUCAGGAUCAUCCCACUAUUGUCGCCGGGUCACCCAAUUCGACUAGUCCUGGUUACGUUCCUAAUGCGCAUAUCGAUGUCGGCGAGAAUGUUGGGCUGUUCAACCCAAACGAUGACAGUGUUUCCCAUGUAGACCCCCGCUUGCAACUUCUAUCCGAGGACAACAACCAAUCUGAUAUAGAUUCUGUCUUCUCGUUGCUAGAUCCCUAUGAGGACCCCACCGAUACCACUUAUGUCCCUCCCAAGAAAAACAAACAGUCCUACGCCGGUCGAAAACGUUCUUCUGGAUCCUUGUCCCCCAAACCAAAACCUGCCUUUGUUCGCCCGAGAGACUCGAAAGGCCGUUUUGUAUCCCUCCGAUCUAAAAAUUUAGGCAAGUUGAAGGCUACUAGCGUCGAUGACCAGCUCCCCCGGUCAUCGUCAUCUUCCACUUCUCUUCCCCAAGCUGUGGUGGAUUCCGGUCAUCCUCAUCUAACCGAAACGGCCCUGAAUACUUUCCUCAAUACUGUUUUGACGUCCCCGGAUGAGGCCUUUCCUUUAUCCUUUCAUCUUCCUGACCCUUUUGCGGCUCACUUCUCUCUUGCUGGUCCCUCAGUCUUGGGGACUAAUCCUUUCAUUCCUCCUACCCCGUUUAUACAUAUGCGUCCUGAUGAUCCUCGUCUUCAAUUCCGAACCUCUUUUGUUGAUCUCCUCCGGGCCAUUGUGCCCUUCCUUUCUAACUUCACCCCUUCCCCUGAUGAUCAUGAAAGCUUUAAGUUACUUAACCAUGCAGUGGUUGCUGCACAAGACUGGUACAUCCGGUCGCAUCACUUAUACCCUGAUGUGGCAGACCAUCAGUUACAGUUUGAUCAGUACUAG